CUUAUUUUCUUUUCUUCUUUUCUUCUAUAGUUUAUAAUAUUUGGCAAAGACAGACUCUGUCUGAAGAAAGCUAAAGAGUUUAAAGACUUGUGAUGAUUCUUAGCAAAAGAAGCUGUGUCGUCUUUGGAGACUUCUGAAGUGAGAGAGAGAUAAAGAAAGAGAGAGAGAGACAUGGUGGGCUCAGGAGUUGGAGGAGGAGAUAGAAGCAAAGAUGCUGUAGGAAUGAUGGCACUUCAUGAAGCACUUAGAAGCGUCUGUCUUAACUCCGACUGGAUUUACUCUGUUUUCUGGACCAUUCGUCCCCGACCGAGGGUCCGUGGUGGUAAUGGCUGCAAGAUUGGUGAUGAAAGUGGCAGCUUGAUGUUGAUGUGGGAAGAUGGUUUCUGCGGAGGAGGAAGAAGUGGUGAGGAUCUUUGUGUGGAACCAGACAUUGAAGGUGAAGAUCUUGUCAGAAAAGCUUUCAGCAAGAUGUCCAUUCAGUUAUAUAAUUAUGGAGAAGGAUUGAUGGGUAAAGUUGCUUCUGAUAAAUGUCACAAGUGGGUUUUCAAAGAACCAUCUGAAUCUGAACCAAAUCUUGCUAAUUACUGGCAGAGUUCUUUUGAUGCUCUUCCUCCAGAAUGGACCGACCAAUUCGAAUCAGGCAUCCAGACAAUUGCUGUGAUUCAAGCUGGACAUGCUCUGUUACAGUUAGGGUCUUGCAAGAUUAUUCCAGAGGACCUUCAUUUUGUGCUGAGGAUGAGGCAAAUGUUUGAAUCAAUUGGUUACAGAUCAGGUUUUUACCUCUCGCAGCUCUUCUCUUCAAACCGAAGCGCGACUCCAUCUUCUUCGACGGUUCCAAACCAGUUACCUCAGUCUCAAGCUUUUAACUGGGGAUCACACUCUUCAUUGUUACCUUCCCCUAGCUUUCAGAACCAACUACCGGCAGCAUCAGCCCGAUUCGGUUUCCUUCAAGAUAGCAAUGCACCUCCUCCUCAGAUGCUUCCUCCAAUGGAAGAACACGAAGACGACAUCAAAUGGCCCAAUGGUUUGUCUCUGUUCAAUGCCUUGACUGGCCGUGCAGACGAAGCUAGUAGGCUUUUGUUUAACCAGGAGCAGCAGAACCCGAUGACUGUCGAGAACCAGAAUGAGUUCUUGAACCUUGAAGGUCAUCAUCAUCAUCCUAACAAGUUUAGAAGAAGCUAUACGUUGCCAGCAAGAAUGGAUUCUUCGUCAUCAUCAACCUCGCUAGAUCAGCAACCACCAGUGGAGUUUAGGAACAAUAACUCCGGAAGCAACUCAGGUUUGUUCCCUGACCUUAUGGAGACGUUCUUGAGAUGAUUGACAAGUUCAAGAUUAAAAAAGCUUUGGAUACUAGUUUUUAGCUUAUGGUUUCUAUAAAUACAUGAACUCUGUUCGUUGUUUCUUCCUUCUUCUUCUUGUUGUUGUUGUUGUACCAUAUUGUCUGAUUGUUUUUGCUUUUAUGUCAAGAACUCUUUAAGCAUUUGAAGAUACUUUAAAAGCACAUUAUUGA
Molecule: messenger RNA, 1510 nt
Organism: Camelina sativa (false flax)
Lineage: Eukaryota; Viridiplantae; Streptophyta; Magnoliopsida; Brassicales; Brassicaceae
Product: protein RICE SALT SENSITIVE 3-like
Source: RefSeq, a predicted model, not a curated record